AUGACUGACUUUUUUUCCGAUCGUUGCGCAAAACUGCAGGUUCGAUACGCCGCCCAAGAGAUUCAGCCCGCGAAAUCGGCCCGCGCCCGCGGUGCCUACCUCCGAGUUUCUUUCAAGAACACCCGCGAGACCGCCCAGGCCAUCAACGGCUGGAAGCUGCAGCGAGCUGUCCAGUUCCUCGAGAACGUCAAGGAGCACAAGGAGGCCGUCCCCAUGCGACGAUAUGCCGGUGGCACUGGCCGCACCGCCCAAGGCAAGCAGUUCGGCGUCACCCGCGCCCGCUGGCCCGUCAAGUCCGCCGAGUUCCUCCUCGGUCUCCUGAAGAACGCUGAGGCCAACGCCGAUGCCAAGGGCCUCGACACCGGUGCCCUCAUCGUCAAGCACAUCCAGGUCAACCAGGCCCCCAAGCAGCGAAGACGGACGUACCGUGCCCACGGUCGUAUCAACCCCUACAUGUCCAACCCCUGCCACAUCGAGCUCAUCCUGACCGAGGGUGACGAGGUCGUCCAGAAGUCCGAGGAGGUUGCCGGCCGUGAGCAGCUCCGCCUCACCGCCCGCCAGCGCGCCGUCCGCGCCCGCAAGGCCAUCACCGCCGCGUAA
Messenger RNA from Trichoderma citrinoviride, 600 nucleotides. RefSeq names its product ribosomal protein L17. Gene Ontology annotation, cellular component: ribosome; cytosolic large ribosomal subunit. Lineage: Eukaryota; Fungi; Ascomycota; Sordariomycetes; Hypocreales; Hypocreaceae. The coding region runs from base 1 to 600 and encodes 199 amino acids. Gene Ontology annotation, biological process: cytoplasmic translation. Gene Ontology annotation, molecular function: structural constituent of ribosome. The transcript has 3 exons. The record is from RefSeq and is a predicted model, not a curated record.